AUCCAAUCUCUCAGGCACUUUCCUGUGCAAAUGCCAUGCUGUCCCUGUCACUUAAGCUCCUUUCCCAGGGGAGAUCAGCAGCACUCUCUAGAGGGCCUGGAUGGGCCAAAUGGAUGGGGAAAGCCAGAGCAGGACUCCUGGGAAGAUAAACCUGGAGCGGGACCCGUGGGGAGAGAAAGGGGGCUGCUCCAGCCGGUGCCAGAGCAGCGCCUGCCCCUGAGGCAGAGCUGCCUUUGGGAGAUGCCCAGGGCUCCUGCUGCCCCCUGCCCGGGCUGAGGCUGGCCAGGAUGGGGCUGCUCAAGUGCCCACACGCCUGGAGGAAGGACAGCAGCCUUUGGGACUGAGGCAGCUCCUGGAGGUGCAGGCACCCUGCAGCCGGAGCUUCCUCAAGCUCACUGCCAUGGAGCUGAAGUGGAUCCAUGUCUUGGUCGUGUUCCUCCUCCUGCUGUCCGUGGCCAUGACCGGCUGCUUCCUGUGGCAGUACAGCCUCCCCAAGGUGGAGCCCAAUCCAUCCGUGAUGGAGGUGAGGUCAGAAGCUGUGCAGAUGUGUCCCCGCUAUCCUGAGCCAGUGCCACUGGACCACCCCCUCCCCAUCCUGAAGGAAGCACUGGAGAAGGUGGACCAGAUGCUGCGGCAGAAGAUGCACAGCUCGGGGCUGCCGGCCAUGUCAGCCAUCGCCAUCUACAACGACACCGUGCUCUGGACGGGCAACUUUGGCAAGAGGAACGCCUCCGACCCUGCCUCGGGGGCACCCAACGAGUACACCAUCUACAGAAUUGCCAGUGUCUCCAAGAUCUUCCCCACCAUUAUGUUGUACAAGAUGUGGGAGGAAGGAAAAGUCACAUCCCUUGAUGACCCCUUGGAGCGUUAUGCCCAGAACUUUGUUAUCAAGAACCCUCUGGGGAGGCUCAAGGACUCAGAGCAGAGAUACACAGCAGAUGGCCUGGUGUUUCUGGAAAAAGGCUCGGUGCCCCUGAAGCCAUCCCUGGUCACCCUGCGCAGAAUGGCCAGCCAGCUCUCAGGUCUGCCCCGGAGGCUGCGAUCCACCAGCCUGCUCUGGAAGGGCAGCACUCAGGACGCCCUCGCACUGCUCAAGGACGACGUCCUGGUGGCCGACCCAGGAACCAGAUGCCACUACAGCAACCUGGCCUUCUCCCUGAUGGCCCACGUGCUGGCUGAGCACGCGGCUGAAGGGCAGUACCAGCGCUGGAUCUCGGAGAACAUCCUGGAGCGCCUGGGCAUGGAGGACACAGGGUUUGACAUCACGGCGCCCGUCCGCUCCCAGAUGGCCGUGGGCUUCUACGGCAGCCAGCAGCCAGCCCCGCUCUACGACCUGGGCUGGUACCGGCCCUCUGGCCAGAUGUACUCCACGGCUGCCGACCUGGCCAAGCUGGCCAUGGUCUUCCUGGGCACCUACCACCGCCGGCUGCUCGAGCCCGACACGGUGAAGACGAUGCUGACACCCCUGCUCAAGUGCUCUGUGGAAUACUUUGCUAACAAGACAGGCACGCCCUGGGAGAUUAAUGAGCAGUUGGGAUAUGAUGUCAUCAGGAAGGACGGGGACCUUGAUGGUUACUCAGCAACCUUCUCUCUCAUCCCCAAGCUCCGCCUGAGCUUCAUUGUGCUGAUGGCAGGGCCCAGACCGCAGGGUGGGGACAUUGUGACUCAGACAUACGAGUAUCUCAUCCCUGCCAUGGAGACAGCGUUCAGAGAGGCUGACAAAAGCUUGGUUCCUCCUCCAAACCCAAUCCCCUAUGUUGGCUACUACACCUAUUCCAACCUGACUUUCUAUGAGAUCAAGGUUGGAAUUGGUGGGGUGCUCCUCAUGCAGCAGUUUGGGCCUCAUGUGGAAGAGCUGAUCCCUGAAAAGUAUCGGACAAUCAAGCUCCACCACCUGGAAGAUCGCGUUUUCCAAGUCGUUUUCGACAAGGAGUUCCCAUGUGUUCUGCACCUGGGCUCGGCCUCCAUCUCACUGGAGACACAGAAUGGGCAGCUCUUUAACUUCUACCCCUUUGACCGCAAGGGUUUGUCCCCUGGCUUUGACGCCCCAGGGCUGAACACCUACAAUGUGGUGCGUGUGCUGCGCAAGCCCGUGUUCUACAGCUAAACACUCCCUCCACUCCUGGGAGUUGGCUCCAAAUCUGUGUCUUACCAGACUCUCCUGCCUCUGUGGCAUUGUGGAUGCCAUUCAAAAGGGAAGGAUGGAGGCAAAUGACUCUUUUGCCAAACAAAUCCUUCCCACUUUUAAGACUACUUUAAUGACUUGUUGUUGGCCCCAGCAGUGCACAACAGGCCAGCUGGCACCUGGACACACCAGCAGGAAAAAGAAGUGGGAAUGUGCUGGAGGGAUGUGUUUGGAUGCCAUAAAAAAAAAAGCCAGGCACUAAAGUGUCCACUCUAAUAUUGUCUGUUUGAUGAACUACUGUGGUGAUCAACUACUAUCAUCAAAGGGUUGAGAAUUCCCUGGGUCUCUCAGAAAAUGUCUCUUUAUCAGUCCAAGGAUUUUUCCAGGGCUUUUCAAGAGCCUCUCUAUCACAAACAAGAUCUCUUACAUGGGUUUGCCAAAAGCAUUAUGUGCUAAAAAGUGGCACCAGACUGACACCAGGCCUUGCUUGGGAUCCCUGGGGAGUGAGGGUCUGUUUCUCUUCUGGAUCAUAAACUUUGAAAAGUGCAGAGCAAUGUGGUUCUGUCUUGGCUCCUUGGCUGGUCCUUCAAAGGAUGUGGGAGCAGUGUAGGAGCUGAAGCUCACUGCUGGGUGAAGGGGCACAGGAACAUAAGGUGGGAUGUUGCAGCUGGAGUCAGCUCUGUAAUGGUCUCAGUAUUCAGGAAAGUGUGUGAGCAUGGUGUGGAAAUUCAGGAGUCAUAGGAACCUUUCUGUAUGUUUUGGGCAGGAUGUCUGCAUGCAAACAUACCCACUGGGUUUCUGCAGCUGGGAGUGAAGAUCUGAGGGAAAGUGCAUCAGCCUGGAGAGCACCACCUUGGUGACAGUGCCCCUGCACCUGCAGAGUCACUGGUGUAUUUCAUUAUCCCUUCCUGUGCCUGCACCAUACCAAGGCAGGCAGGACAGGGAAAUGGGACACACCAACCCCAGGCCAUACUCCAGGUGUGGGCAGAGUGCCUGGCCCUGGAGGUGCUGGUGACAGUGGCUGAACAUGAGCACAGGUGUGCCCAGGUGGCCAAGAAAACCAACAGCACCUGGCCUGUCCCAGCCAUGGUGUGACCACAGGACCAGGGCAGUGAUUGUCCCCUGUGCUGGGCACUGGUGAGGCCCCACCUCGAAUCCUGGGUCAGUUCUGGGCUCCUCAUGACAGGAAAGACCCUGAGGGGCUGGAGUG
This is a messenger RNA of Zonotrichia albicollis (white-throated sparrow), 3335 nucleotides long. RefSeq names its product lactamase beta like 1 (gene LACTBL1). Lineage: Eukaryota; Metazoa; Chordata; Aves; Passeriformes; Passerellidae. The record is from RefSeq and is a predicted model, not a curated record.